AUGCAUCCGAUCCAGUAUCAGCGAAUUUUCAUUUUGGCGUAUCUUUUAUCAGUUGCCGGUACAGAGCCACAGUGCUCUAAGUUCCACUUUGAGGAGAAGUUGCUCGAAAAAUCAGUGAGAAUGGAAUUAAAAAUGUCUUCCUUACACGAAGAACUGGCAGACAUGCGUGAAAGGGUGUCAACUCUCGAGAAUAAGCAAGAUAUGAUUAUCACGCCGACAGUAGUCUUCACUGCUCGGGGACCAAACAACUUACGCCCGCUGGAUGGUCAGCUGAUUGUUUUUAAAACCACUGUAAUGAACCUCGGCAGCGGCUACGACAAUCUAACCGGCGUGUUCACAGCACCGCACAAAGGAAUAUACCUCUUCACGACACAGUUUUGUAUUCCACCGGGGUCGCGGUAUAUGUAUUCAGCAAUCGUUCACGAGGAUGUCACCGUUAAAGGAAGUCUAAUCUAUGACAACAACUCGGAUUUCUGCACAAGCGCCGAUGUUAUUGUAGGUAUGAAGAAGGAAGAACGUGUCUGGGUAAAGUGUGUGAGGACAUCCUCCAAAUCUUCUGACGUAUUGCGGGAAAGUGAGACAGAUUGGAACACGUUCUCAGGGGUGUUACUGCAUAAGUAA
Mercenaria mercenaria is the source of this 621-nucleotide messenger RNA. RefSeq lists its product as uncharacterized. The transcript is spliced from 2 exons. Lineage: Eukaryota; Metazoa; Mollusca; Bivalvia; Venerida; Veneridae. The record is from RefSeq and is a predicted model, not a curated record. Gene Ontology annotation, molecular function: protein binding. The coding region runs from base 1 to 621 and encodes 206 amino acids.